Molecule: messenger RNA, 630 nt
Organism: Solanum stenotomum
Lineage: Eukaryota; Viridiplantae; Streptophyta; Magnoliopsida; Solanales; Solanaceae
Exons: 3
Coding region: 25-432 (135 amino acids)
Source: RefSeq, a predicted model, not a curated record
GUUCGUUCCUUGGAAACCCUAACAAUGGCGAAACCUCCUCCUCAUGCCCCUUGUCCAGAUUGCAAUGGAGGAGAUCCUCCUUGUCAUCCUUGUUCAGAUUGCGGUGGAUGUAUUCACAAUCAAUUCUUGGAAUCUGAAUUAGAAAAAUGGUAUCAGAAUCGAGAUUUGGAAGAUGAACUACAUGCUCGUGACAUUACAAUAAAAGAUAUUAGGUUCACAACAGAAAUGCUUCGGCUUCAGAGAGAAAUUGAGCGUAAAGACAGAGAAUUGGCUUAUCUGGUUACUGAACUUGCUAAGUACAUGCCUUGUGAAAUAGACAAGAAGGAGCUUGCUGAAAUAGCUAAAGGGCCGUUCACUAAGGAAUACACGAAGCAGGUUGAUGAAAUAGUUAAGAAGCAUUUUCCUGAAAUAGCAGCCAUCAUAAAAUCGUAGGAGCACAAUGUCGUUCAUCAUCAGGCAACUCGUGGAAACAAAGCCUGCAGAAUUCAUUUUUUCAUUGAUAGUACAUUAGUUAGAGCAUUGAGGUAGCAGUAAAAGUUCAGGUUACUACUAAGUUUACUUCUCUUUGUGACUUGUUAACACAGCUACUCAACUAGUAUGUAGUCUUACCAAUGGUUAAUGCAAUCUUUG